Molecule: messenger RNA, 814 nt
Organism: Arabidopsis thaliana (thale cress)
Lineage: Eukaryota; Viridiplantae; Streptophyta; Magnoliopsida; Brassicales; Brassicaceae
Product: Toll-Interleukin-Resistance (TIR) domain family protein
Exons: 3
Coding region: 151-729 (192 amino acids)
Biological process (GO): signal transduction
Source: RefSeq, marked reviewed
ACAAUCAGACCAUUAGCAUCGUCAAAUAUUUAACGUGUAUUAUAACUAGUGUCAACCAUGCUGCCCUUUUAGAGUUAAUUUACACCAAAAAGUACAAACACAUUUUUCUCAAAUUAGCUAUCAAAACACUAAAUAUCAGAGUCGUCCCUGAUGACGAUUUUGUCUCUCGCCAAUGACGACUUCCAUCGAGUAUUCCUCAGUUUCCGAGGAGAUCAGUUGCGCUACAGCUUUGUCAGCCACCUUCUUGACGCCUUUGAGAGACAUGGAAUCUUGUGUUUUGUAGACAAAGACGAGCUAAGGGGAAAAACCAUGACAAACCUUUUUGUAAGGAUUAAAGAGUCGAAGAUCGCACUAGUUAUCUUCUCUAGUAGGUAUGCGGAGUCGAGUUGGUGCAUGGAUGAGCUGGUGAAGAUGAAGAAACGUGCGGAUAAAGGAAAGCUCCAAGUCAUUCCCAUCUUCUACAAGGUUAGGGCAAGAGAUGUGAGAGGACAGACCGGUGAGUUUGGUGAAACGUUUUGGGCGCUUGCAAGAACUUCUCGAGGAGAUCAGAUCAUGGAGUGGAAGGAAGCGCUAGAGUGUAUUUCCAACAAGAUGGGCCUGUCCUUGGGAGACAAAAGUUCAGAAGCUGAUUUUAUCAAGGAAAUUGUUAAAGAGGUUAAGAGAGUUGUAGCCGAAAUUGGAUGCCAGGCCACAGAAAACCAUCAAUGUAUCAAUUUUCUCCCGAAUUAGAAGAGAAAGAUGUAUCAAUUUUUUCCUCAAUGUGAGAAGAAAAGUCUUGGACAUGGUCAUAUUUAUUUCUCUAAUGCAACAAGAG